This is a messenger RNA of Leishmania major strain Friedlin, 360 nucleotides long. Its product is annotated as dynein-associated roadblock protein-like protein. Gene Ontology annotation, biological process: microtubule-based movement. The coding region runs from base 1 to 360 and encodes 119 amino acids. Gene Ontology annotation, cellular component: cytoplasmic dynein complex; cytoplasm. NCBI's taxonomy places the organism in Eukaryota, Euglenozoa, Kinetoplastea, Trypanosomatida, Trypanosomatidae. The record is from RefSeq and is a predicted model, not a curated record. The transcript has a single exon. Gene Ontology annotation, molecular function: dynein intermediate chain binding.
AUGGAUCUUUUCAGCAACUGUAGAGUUACCGGCCACCGCUCCUCGUUUCACAGCACGCGCAAAGCCAUGUCAGAGAUUGCGGAAAUGUUUCAGCGCAUCAGUCAGCGCCCCAACGUGACUGGCAUCAUUGUAGUGGACAGUGAAGGCACUCCCAUACGCAGCACUAUCGAGGACACAACAGUGCAGAACCAGUACGCGCAUUUGAUCACGUCACUUGCUGCUAAAGCACGUCAUUGCGUUCGUGACCUAGACCCAACGAACGAUCUGUGCUUCCUUCGCAUCCGCUCAAAAAAGAAUGAGAUCAUGGUUGCACCAGACAAGGACUUCAUUCUGAUUGUUAUUCAAAACAUUGUCGAGUAG